AUGCCUGAGCUGGCAAAGUCUGCUCCUGCUCCAAAGAAGGGCUCUAAAAAAGCUGUGACUAAGGCCCAGAAAAAGGAUGGGAAGAAGCAUAAGUGUAGCCAGAAGGAGAGUUACUCAGUGUACGUGUACAAGGUGCUGAAGCAGGUCCACCCAGAUACUGGUAUUUCUUCUAAAGCCAUGGGCAUCAUGAAUUCCUUUGUCAACGAUAUCUUUGAGCGCAUCGCGGGUGAGGCUUCUCGCCUAGCCCACUACAACAAAUGCUCGCCUAUUACCUCCAGAGAGAUUCAGACUGCCGUGCGCCUGCUGCUUCCUGGAGAGCUGGCCAAGCAUGCUGUGUCCAAGGGCACCAAGGCCGUCACCAAGUACACUAGUGUCAAGUAAACUUACCAAGUAAGGAGGGACUUUCUCUGGAAUUUCCUGGUCUGAACAAGAAUGCUUCUUACCAAAAAACUCAUAGUUGCCUUCAGUCCCCUCCCUGUUACAUCAAGGUCUAUG
Messenger RNA from Nycticebus coucang (slow loris), 495 nucleotides. RefSeq names its product histone H2B type 1-L-like. Bases 1 to 381 code for a protein of 126 amino acids. Gene Ontology annotation, molecular function: protein heterodimerization activity; structural constituent of chromatin; DNA binding. Gene Ontology annotation, cellular component: nucleosome. The record is from RefSeq and is a predicted model, not a curated record. The transcript has a single exon. Lineage: Eukaryota; Metazoa; Chordata; Mammalia; Primates; Lorisidae.